AUGAUCGUGCUUGUGUUUGUCAUCGCAACCUUUGCGUACUUCUUUCUCGUGCAUGCGAUCACACACUCGACCCUCUUCUCGAACCUGAGCGACGUGGCGUCCCUUUCGCUCACGUCCGCCCAUGCACGCGCGUCGAGCCUGCCCAUGUUCGCGCGCGGCCCGGAAGGGCGGUGGCAUGCCCUGCAGGACCUGCCGCCCACCGUCGACAUUGUCGACUGGUUCGUCGUGGCCGACGUUGCGAAUGGCACCCGCGCCGAGCGCGAGCUGCGCCGUGAGCAUCUCCUCCCCGAGCUCACGCGCUCCGUCUCGGAGCGUGCCGCCGACUGGUGUGCGUGGCCCGUCGCGCCCGUCACGGACGCACGCGACAUCCACGGCCAGGGCCGCGUCUGCUACGACCGCGCCUCGUACGAUCCGCUAGCGAUGCAGCGCCUCCUCACCCACUCGCGAAGUGCAGGGAUGCGCCACACCCUGCGCAGCCCCUCUUCCAGCCUUGAUCCGGCCCUCCAGGCUCGAUGGCGCGACGAGCUCGCCCUUCAAGUCCUUGCGCCGCCGCACCCGUGGGCGAUUGCGCCGCAGUCCGAGCCACUGUCGCUGCGGUGGCUCUUCUCGUUCCUCGCAAGUGCUGUGCGCCGCGUUGCCAUUGUCGUUCGCAGCGCAGACGCCAUCGACUUUACUGUGCUCCUCGGCGCGUACCUCCUCAUGCACGGCUCAUUCGUGCAUCUGUACCUGUCGAUGCGCGCCUUCCCGCAUGGCCUUUGGCUCGGCACAAGCGUGCUGCUCUCGUCGUCGUUUGCAUUCCUCUUCGCGCUCGUCACCGCGAACGCCGUGGGCCUCGCUGUGGACCCCGUCGUGCUCUCCGAGGCUCUGCCCUUCCUCGUCAUCACCGUCGGCUUCGAGAAGCCCUACCUGCUCACCCGUGCCUUUUUCCGGCGCGCCGAGCUCGCAGCACGCUCAGACGUCGUCGAGGGGCCACGCGGCUCGCCCGAGGCCGACUUUGUGCGCGCCCUCACGCAGCGCGUGCAGGCGGAGCAGGCGCUCGGUCUGCUUGGCGUGCCGACUACACCGACCUUCGAGGUCGCCGUCGACGCCGCGCGCGAGACGGGCCCCGGCCUCGUGCGUGCGUACCUGAUCGAGCUCGCUAUUCUCCUCGCCGGCGUUCUGAGCAACAUUCACGGCCUGCGCGAGUUUUGCGGGCUCGCCAUGCUGAUCCUCCUGUAUGAUGGCGUGCUUCUCUACACCUUUUUCACGGCCAUCCUCUGUGUGGCCCUCGAGGUGCGCCGCCUGAGUGCGCCGCCGCCGCGCGUGCACUCGCCCGACGCUAGCUUGGAUGCCAUGGCCACCGAGCCGCCCGCGGAGCCCCAGCACCGCGGCGCGCGCGCUCGGCCAUCGGACACGCGCCCAUCGCUGUACCAACGUAUCAUCGGCCCCGUGGACCAUCCGCUCUCGCGCCUGAAACUCCUGCUCUUGCUGUCGCUCGUAUUGCUGCACCUCGGCAACAUGCUGACGACGCUCUCGCUCCCAACGACGCUCGCGCGGCACCACCAGGGGCGUGGCUCGACACUGUAUGACCAGGCCAUGUACACGUCUGACAUGUUCACGCCCACUCUCGACCACCCUGUGGUCGCUGCGUUUCUGGAUGCGUACACGGCGCAGCACCCCGACACCACUCAAGUGUUUGCCUUUGCGCGGCCGGGCAUGCUCGUGGUUUGGGACCGCGCGCCGGUCCAGGACCUGCCGCUCGCUACGCUCGUACAGCGCGCGGCCACCGCGCGCCAGUCGCAGCCGUCUGCGUUUGAAAGCGUGAUGCACCUGUGGACGUCGAUCGCGAGCGAUCCAGUGAUUGGAAAGUGGCUCACAGUGGCCCUGGUCAUCAGCCUCUUCCUCAACACGUUCCUGCUCAAGGGGAUUGCUCUGCGCCACCCUGCCGUCAUUGAAGGCAAUGCCGUGCAUGUGACGGCCCAGGCCGCGGCGCGCCUCGUUGGCGCACAUCUCGGCGAUGACUGGCGCAAGGGCUCCGAGGCGCGUGCGGCGCCUGAGCCUCCCACGCCCACUGUGCCACCUCCGCCCCCCCCGUCUGCAUCGGCGCCGCCGCGCGCGUACAACGAGGUGCUCGCACACUUUCAAGCACACGGCGCCGCGUCGCUAAACGACGAGGAGGUCAUUCUACUCGUGCAAAAAGGCCAGAUUGCGCCGUACGCCUUGGAAAAGACGCUGCAGGACCUGGAGCGUGCGGUCGUUGUGCGCCGCGCCGUCAUAUCGCGCGCGUCGGAGCGGCCCGUGCUCGAGCACAGCUUGCUGCCGUACAAGCACUUUGACUACGCGUCGGUGCUCGGUGCAUGCUGUGAGAAUGUCGUCGGAUACCUGCCUCUCCCGCUCGGCAUCGCCGGACCGCUGCUUAUCGACGGACACCUGACACCGAUCCCUAUGGCGACGACGGAAGGUACACUCGUGGCGUCUACGAGUCGCGGCUGCAAGGCCCUGAAUGCAAGUGGGGGCGUCACGACCGUGCUCACGCAGGACGCCAUGACGCGGGGCCCCGUCGUCGAGUUCCCGUCGCUGACAAGCGCAGCGCGUGCCAAGCGCUGGAUUGACUCGAGCACGGGCGCCGCGACCAUAAAAAAAGCGUUUGACAGCACCUCGCGUUUUGCGCGACUGGCGUCGCUGCACACGGUGCUGGCCGGUCGCACUCUGUUCAUCCGCUUUGCCACAUCGACGGGUGAUGCCAUGGGCAUGAACAUGAUCUCGAAGGGCGUCGAGGCGGCACUCGGCUUGAUGAAGGAGAAGCACUUUCCCGAGAUGGAGCUGUUGUCGCUCUCUGGCAACUACUGCACCGACAAGAAGCCGGCCGCCAUCAACUGGAUCGAGGGCCGCGGCAAGAGCGUCGUCGCCGAGGCGGUCCUCCGCGGCAACACAGUGCGCACCGUCCUUAAGUGCACGGUCGACGACCUCGUGCGCCUCAAUACGAAAAAGAACCUGGUCGGCAGUGCGAUGGCCGGCUCGAUCGGCGGGUUCAACGCGCACGCGGCCAAUAUUCUCACGGCCAUGUACCUGGCGACAGGACAGGACCCCGCACAAAACGUCGAGAGCAGCAACUGUAUGACGCUCAUGGAGGCUGUGAACGACGGCCAGGAUCUCCUCGUCUCGGUCAGCAUGCCGUCCGUCGAGGUCGGCACAGUGGGCGGCGGUACAGGCCUGCCGCCCCAGCGCGCCAUGCUCGAACUCCUGGGCGUCCGCGGGCCCCACCGGGAGACGCCCGGCGCCAACGCGCAGCGCCUUGCGCGCAUUAUCGCGGCGGCGGUUAUGGCCGGCGAGCUCAGCCUCAUGGGGGCGCUCUCGGCCGGGCACCUCAUCAAGGCGCACAUGCAGCACAACCGCAGCGCGCCGCCAACGCCCGGCACCGCAUCUCCAGCGCCGCGUGAUCCGCAGUUCUUGCCGACGAUGACGCCACUCGUUGCCACGCCCAUCGCUGACGCGUCGCCUCUCGCGCGCGCGCGAUCGCCCGCGCCGCAGGAUCCGCCGACGCCGGUUGCCUCCACUCGAUAG
This is a messenger RNA of Malassezia sympodialis ATCC 42132, 3543 nucleotides long. RefSeq lists its product as uncharacterized. The record is from RefSeq and is a predicted model, not a curated record. Bases 1 to 3543 code for a protein of 1180 amino acids. Gene Ontology annotation, biological process: coenzyme A metabolic process; isoprenoid biosynthetic process; ergosterol biosynthetic process. Gene Ontology annotation, molecular function: protein binding; hydroxymethylglutaryl-CoA reductase (NADPH) activity. NCBI's taxonomy places the organism in Eukaryota, Fungi, Basidiomycota, Malasseziomycetes, Malasseziales, Malasseziaceae. Gene Ontology annotation, cellular component: peroxisomal membrane; endoplasmic reticulum membrane. The transcript has 2 exons.